GCUUUAAUAACUUGAUGCAUAUGAUAAGCAGUAGUAAGCAAUUUCGCACUCUAAUGAGUAUGGCAACUUAAAAACCACUGCUAGUUUCAAGUUGAUGCAGUACUUAUUGUUGUGAUCAUUCUUCAAGUUGUUUAUGCAUCUCGUUCGAAUUAUCUCUACAGUGUUGUUAUAUUUGACGCGCUUGUUUUAAGUUCAAAGGUAUCUGGAACAUGAGUUUAUAGGUAAGAAGACAAAUGGAUGAACUAAAUGACAGCUUGGAAGAUUAUGAAGUAAAUGAGGGAAUUCCCACAGUAAUUAGCAGAAAUACAACAGGGAUGGAAGAUUAUCAUAGUGGCAAUGAGCAGUCGGGAAACCCUGUGAGCUUGAUGCAGACUGGCCCAUUUAUGGUAAAUGAGGCAGCUCUGAAUAUCAGGGGAGAAUUUGACUUCACACAGAUUGGCAUUGGAGAAAUCCAGGCCAGAUCGAGUUUGGGAUAUCGUCGGUCUGGUCCAGAAGGAAGUCCUGCAUUUAACACAAGCAGUGGCUUUCUGCCUCAGAAAACAGCAGAUGAGGAAUCUGUUAUCUUCAGACCUGUUGGUCAACUAGAUUUUUCAGCUUUGGAUGACACAGAGAGGAAUGAAGAUAUAAGCAGGGACAGGUCUGUUUCCACACCCCAGAAAAAUCGACCCCAGGCACCAUACAUGGCAGCUGAGAGGGAAGAAGUGUAUGGGUCUCAAGACAUGGACCAGAAUGAUUCUAGGAACAACUCACCAGCAGCGGGGUUCUUUGAAAUGAAUCAGUCUCCUAGACAGAGUAGUGAAAGUGAUGAGGAACUCAACAGCAGAGUGAUAUUCUCUCCUCUACGUAGAAUGGAAAACAAUGAUUCCACUGAAAAUAUUCAUAGAUUUGAAUUUGAACGUCACUCAGUUCCAAACAAAUUUCAAAAUGAUGACCAACGAUUUCAUGAACCAAAUCUUGCAAAAUCUCCACUGAGUGACAGGGGAAAAUCUAGUCCUAAAGCACCACAAAAAGUUAAAUACAUUAUGUCCCCAGGGGAGGUAAAUCCUGGUAAAAAUCAACAAAUCACCUCUCCCUCAUCACCUGUGAAUAGGCCAGAUAGAAGGGAAGUUUUUGUGUCUAUUCCUGCUGUUGAUCAACAUAGGGAAAAGAAUGGGACCCCACCAAGUAUUCAAAAAGACAAUCAACCUAAAAUUCAAAGAGCAUUUACCAAUGAUGAAGACAAUAUGAAUUCUCAGGAACCUAGAACAACUCACGUUCAUGUACACGGCAAUGCAUCUUGGGAUAUUCCAGUAUCUGAGAGCUCACAGCAGACUCAUGUUAAGACAUCCAAACCUCAGCAGAAACCACUUAAUGAGAAGAGACCAUUUGUAUCAUCAGUGAGGAGUGAAUCGUACAAUGCAUAUUUACAGAGCAAGGAGUCCCAUUUACCCAGACCCAAAACCAAAGGCUCCGAUGCUGUUAAGCCAGCAGAUACUUCUAAAGUCAACACCAUUCAGAGACCAGAUGGUUCAAGACAGAAUGCUGGUGAAAAGAAAAUGGCAGGUCCAUAUCCAACACAUGCUGAAAACAGAGUAAUGGCUAGAAGAAACAUGGGAGCUGGUCAGAAUGAGAGACAGGUCAGGACAGAUCAGACAACAAGAAGAACAGUAGAAACUGCAGAGGAGAAGCGCCCCCGGUCCUAUCACAGUGGGGGUGAAGCCAGGGUCAAUGACCACUCCCCGGUCCACCCCGGGGCCAAUGUGGUGACCCAAGUACAGCAUUACCAGUCAGAUGGAGAGGAUGUUGCUCAGAAGCAUGUAACAAAGAAAAACAUAGAUGUUUUUGGGAUGGAUGAGGUCCGUAGUCAACUAAAGAACAUGCUCAAAUUUUCCUCAGCUUCUGGACUAGAUGACAAUCAGAUGAAUUACAGUGACAACGGGUUCAUGAUGGAGAUGCAGGCAGCUGAAGAGAUGAUGCAUAGGCCUGGGGAGUACUCAAUGAACAGCAAUAGUGGUGGUGAGGAUGUCUCUGAGCUUCUAGAAAACUUCCCAAGCUUUACCUCCAAAAUGUGGUCAGACUCCUCCAACCUUAACCGCAGUGAGUCAUCUCUGUACGCAGAGAACCAGAGACUGCGGGAGGUGAUGGAGAAGGAACGAUACAGGAGAAAGCACUGUGAACAAUACAUCCAGAAAUUGAAUGGCAAGCUUUUAGAAACUCAGCAGCAGUUAGCUGUUGCCAUAUCCACCGAAAAGAGAAAAGACCUCAUGAUAGAACAACUAGAUAAGCAACUGGCAAAGGUAGUGGAAGGCUGGAAGACUCGAGAUGAAGAGAAGGAAGGCAUGUUGAUCAAGUUACGGACAGAGAAAGUGAAAAUAGAGGAGAAGCUCUCCAGACAGGAUGAGAUGAUUAAGAACUUUGAAAAAGACAUGGCAGAUGCUUUGGAUCAGAUGAGGAGUGAGAAGGAGAGAGCAAGUAUUGAGAUCAGUACUCUGAAGGCACAGAUCUCUGAGAGAGAGCGAGCUCGUUACCAUGCAGAAGAAAUGUUGGAUGCUGAGCGUGAGCGUUCUCAGCUCAUUAACCAGGAGUGGGAGAACCUGAAGGAGACGCGAGAAGUGGCCGAGAAAAAACUCCAGCAACUCCAGGACCGCCUCCGCUCUGAACAGGAUGACUGGUUCAAGAGAGAGCAGGAAUUGUUGCAGAGGAUUGAUGAAGUAUCGGAGAACAACCAGAAAGUCCUGAAACAAGAGAAGGAAAAGUGUGAGGAGGCGGUGAAGCUGUGUAAAGACAUGGAGGAGAAGAUCUACUCCCUACAGACAGAGAGCAAGAAGUUUGAAAUGGAGCUGGAUGCAGCCAUCAGGGAAAAGGAGAGUAUGAAGGUUGAGAUGGGCAUUAUGGAGGCCAAGUUUGAGAGUUCACAGCGUUCCCUGGAGGCAGAUCUACAAUCCAAGAUGGAGAAAGAGAUUGCCAGUCAGAUGGCUGAGAUCCACAAAAGGACGGAGGAAACUGAGAACGAGAUUCGCCAAAGUCAUCGGCUGCAGAUCAAAGAGCUCAACCAGAGAUACACCAAAGACAUGGAGAAAAACCUGGCCAAGUUCCACAGCGACCAGAAAAGCAGGGAGGAGGAGUUCAGAAAGCUGACCCUGGAGUAUGAGGAGAAGUUGCAAGAGCAAAGAAGUGAAAUCACUUCACUUCAUAGCAUCAAACAGAAACUAGAGUCACAAAGGUCGGAGAUUCUGAUGAAGCUGCAGUACAUGAUGCAGUCCCAGUGGAACGAGGCCGUGCAAAUGUUGGCCACCACCCCUCAGAGAAAGACAUAUGCUAACACAUCGUUCAGUAGCCAGGUCAACGCAACCUCAACUGCCACGACCUUGAAUAGCAGUCUCCCUGGGGGUCAGGGGGCCUUCCCCAUCACCAGCAGCCCAGGGAGGGACAGUCAUAUCCUCCCACCAGUGGAGCCCAAUGUCAGUGACCUCACUACCUCACUCCAUGUCCAACAGUUCUUUCAAAGUCUUUCCCAACCUUUGGUCUUCCCACCACAUUCAUCCUUUCAAACUGAUUCCAACAUCAGUUCAAACCACCAUCAGAGCACCAGUCAUAACGUCACCAAUACUAGUCAUCAAGGCACACAGAUCCACGAACCAGGGAAAGCUUCAGAAGAGCAUCAUCGGAGAGAGGAGGAGGGGAGGGGGGCGAGGAACGGGGCACAGGAAGACAGAGUGCAGUCUGUGGAGGAGGAAGAACAAGAGACGAUCCAUAAUUGGCUGAGGAACUCCCAGGACAGCUUCAGGACAGGGGCCUCCUUUAUAGGCACUGAGGACAUAAAGAGCUCCAACUUGUCUGUGUCUGAGCUGGUAAACAAGUUUCAGGGCCCCAGUGGUCUUCAGGGUUCAGAGGGUUUUCUGCCUCAGGGCCAGCAUUUGGAGUAUGUAUCUGUUUCAAACAGUGUGCCUGCUGCAUAUCCCUCUGCUGCUGUAGCCAUCAGGCCACCGCAGCAUGGAAAUAGCCAGGCAUCCAAUCAAAACCCUCCUCGGGUUGUGUCCUCCAAUCGUGUUCAUGAUAGAAGUUUUGACAGUGCUAGAUCAGCCAAUCAGAGAGAGGAACAGUCAUUUCCUGAGAGAUUUGCUCAGAGUCUUCCAGUGAAAGGAAGAAGUGCUUCCCCCACCCACUCACAUCAAAGUAAAGAGGAACCUGUGUCUUGGCCACAGAGAAACAUCAUUCACUCGCCACCAACAAAACAAAGUCGAGGUCAUGUGACAGAAGACCACAGUCUGUCUGAGGAGGGUAUCAGGCUGGAUGUGGAUUACCAUCACUUGUCUCAGCGAUUAGAUGAACACGAGUCUAAGCACAGCCAGCUCCAACACUACAUUCAAAUGCUGCUGCAGAAGCCCCCCGGAGAUCCAGUGGUGGGGGAAGGAGAGGAGGAUAGCUCCAUGCACUCUCACGACCAUACAGAGGAAGACUUGAAUGACACAGCUCAAGCAGCUCAGAUACAGCAGGACAUGAUAAGACUUCAGCAGCUCAGGGAGAAGAAAAAGUCACAGGCAAUGAACAAUGUGAUGCCCCCAGAACAGUUAGCAGAAAUAUCCAAGAUGCUAAAUCAGGUCAAAGGUCAGUCUGGGGGUCAAGUAAAAACAGCGACUGCAAACAGUGAAGAGGAGCAAAUGCUACAAAUAUUUAAUCUGCUGAAAUUUAUGCAAAGGGGAACAGGUCAUGUCAGGCAUGACAGUGGAGGAGUGGCUAAACCUGACGCUGGUCACAAUCCUAGUGCCCCGACCUCACCAAGGUCACAGGGCAAGGACAAGGUCAAACGAAAUCUUAAGGACCAGAUGGCAGGGGUAAUGGAGGGCCAGGUUAGGACUGACAAACAAGGAGGGAAACCCCCACUGAACCAGCAACAGAAGAAACCAGAGAGGAAGGUUGCUGCGGGGCCAAAACCAGGGCCGGGGGCCAAGUCCAAGUCUGCCUGGAAGUGAGACCAAAAAUGGGUCAAAAGUGAAAGUAGCUGCAUGUAUGUCAGAUAUUGAGAGAAGGGGGAUAAGAUAUGAUAUAGGAAAUGAGUCAAAAGGUUUAAGUACCUACGUGUAUGUUAAACAUGAAGAUUUAGAACAGACCAGACGUGGGAAAAGUGAAAAUAGAUAGAUAUGCAAGCUUAAAGUUGAUACUUGUUUCUGUUAGAAGAUCAAUUCUGAAAACAAGAUGAAGUCAACUUUAUUUUACCUGAAUGAAAAAUGUCGAAACUUAACCAUUUUCUUUUUUCUUACAGGUAUGUAAUUGUAUAUUUUAUAAACAACAUCAUACUCUGUAAAAAUCCAUUUUUUAUUUAUCUAUUUUUACCUUAAAUGAAUCUGAAUUUAUUUUAGUUCGUAUUUUUUAUUUAUUUGCUAUUAAAUUCUUCUAUGCUUUAAAAAUGUGCCAAAUUAUUAUGACUGUGUAUGUAUGAGAUGAAAGGUCUGAUUACAUGUAUUUCUGGAUUUUAUGAGUAAUGUAUUGUGUGACAUCUGUUUUCAUACUCUGCACAUGUAUUUUGAUAGUUGUAAAUGCUAUUUUGGCAGCUGUUUUAAAACAGAUUGUUUUAUUUGUUCUCUAUAUAGAUGAUGGACAAGAUUUGGGUGCUGAUCUAAUAAUGGGUAUUCAUUACCUUGUUGUUCAUGUAUUUUCAAAAAGGCAUGCAGUUAUUUAAGGCAGUGUUGAAACAUUAUACCAGGUGAAUAUUAAUAUGUUGUACAAGUUUCAUGCUUUAGAAAAUUAACAUAUUAUAUAUAAUCAUAGAACUUUAUUGUUCUCUAUAUUGGGAUACAGGUAAAUAUUAAAUAAUAAUAAUAACAUUUGAUAUAAUGAUAUCAUAACUCAAUACUGCCCAGGAUUACAAAUAUAUUGACAUAAAGAGACUGUCAGACAUGUAGUUGGAUGGAUUCAUUCUCUGUUAUUGAGGAUUGUUACAUGCACAUCUGACCUACCUUUACCAACCCCACUCAUUUUGAGUUGCUAUUGGGAGCGAACUUGAAGUGUUGUUCAUUGAUUUAUCUUACGUUAGGAUUAUGAGUAGGUGACAAUAAAAGGGUUAUUUUAUAGAUCUGAUGCACGCUCACAAAUAAUUUUGUGUUCCUGUUAGUUAUUGAGAAAUGCUUUAUCUUCAUGCAUGUACACAUUUUUUAGAUAUGAAGAAAAAACCAAGAACUGACAUUUUAGAAAGUAUUUGAUUACUGUAUUUUGAAUAUGUUCUCUAAUCAAAAUGGACCUUGUUCUAUUAUAAAUAUUUCUCACUGUUAUUUUAACAUUGUUUGUCCAGCAGUAAACCAUACACAUGUACAACUUGGGUGGUAUAUGUUAUUCGUCUGUAUGGGGUGUAGAUGUUAGCAGCUGACUAUUUAUGUGGUGACGACUGCCUUAGGUACUGGUAUUUAGGUAAAAUGGUACUGGUACAUACAUGACCUCUGCUUUGUUUGUUAAGAUAUAAAAAGCAUUUUUUUCAAUUUGAAAACCAAAUUAUAUUUGCAUAUUCCGUCCUGAAUAAACCAUAAGUAAUGUC
Magallana angulata is the source of this 6508-nucleotide messenger RNA. RefSeq lists its product as uncharacterized. The transcript has 25 exons. Lineage: Eukaryota; Metazoa; Mollusca; Bivalvia; Ostreida; Ostreidae. Gene Ontology annotation, biological process: mitotic cytokinetic process; regulation of cilium assembly; centrosome separation. Gene Ontology annotation, cellular component: centrosome; centriole. The record is from RefSeq and is a predicted model, not a curated record. Bases 234 to 4952 code for a protein of 1572 amino acids.